This is a messenger RNA of Nerophis lumbriciformis (worm pipefish), 1064 nucleotides long. RefSeq names its product phenylethanolamine N-methyltransferase. Gene Ontology annotation, cellular component: cytosol. Gene Ontology annotation, molecular function: phenylethanolamine N-methyltransferase activity. The record is from RefSeq and is a predicted model, not a curated record. NCBI's taxonomy places the organism in Eukaryota, Metazoa, Chordata, Actinopteri, Syngnathiformes, Syngnathidae.
CCAUGGAAGACAAGGCUACAGAAAAUGGAGUGGCAGCCAUGGCCGCCUGCUACCAGCGCUUUGACCCGUCGGCGUACCUGCAGUACAACUACACUCCACCGCGGGCUGACUUUGACCGGAAGGACAGCAUUGUGCCCUGGAAACUGGCGUGCUUGCAUCGAGCCUUCACGGAAGGUGACGUGAGCGGCAAGCUGCUGGUGGACAUCGGAUCGGGUCCCACCCUGUACCAGGUCCUGAGCGGCUGCGAGGUCUUCAACGAGGUGGUCCUCACAGACUUCCUGGAGGUCAACCGCAAGGAGUUGAGGCGCUGGCUGCAGGGCGAGGAAGGCUGCAGCCUGGACUGGACGCCAUACCUGCAGCACGUCUGCAAGCUGGAGGGGCGACGGCCCUCGGCAUGGACAGAGAAAGCCGCCAAGCUCCGCCGGGCGAUCACCGACAUCCUCCCGGUGGACGUACACCGUCCUCAGCCCCUGGACCCUCGAGUCCUUCCCCCCGCGGGGGCCGACUGCCUGGUGUCCUGCUUCUGCCUGGAGAGCGUGAGCCCAGACCUGGCCGCCUUCACCAAGGCCCUGGGCCACAUUCAGAACCUUCUCCGGCCCGGCGGCCACCUCCUGCUCAUCGGCGCCUUGGGAGAGAGCUUCUAUUUCGGGGGCCCCGGGGUAAAGAUACCCGUGGUCCCGCUGGAUGAGGCGGAGGUGUGCGCCAGUCUUAAGGAGAGCGGCUACACCCUGAUCAGACUGGAGGUGUACACCCUGCCCCAGGACAUGAGAGUGGGGGUGGAUGACGUCACCGGGGUGUUUUUCGCCAAGGCCAGGAAGGACUAAACAGUGUAUUCUAGUGUAAAAGUGAUGGACCAGACGCCAGCUGGUGUUGGAAUGUGAUCACACAGUGCCCCCUGCAGUCCAAACGACGUCAUUACAGCAGAUGAGUCUUUUAAAAAAUUGUAUUUAUGCUAGAUGACAUGAAAUAUGUAAGUAAAUAUUAUUCAAAAAAUAUGAAUAACAUCAUAGUACAUUUUAAUGUGUUUAAAAAUGUUAUGAAAAAAUAUCAUAUAUUCUGUGACA